AUGGCCGACACUUGCCAUUACACGACCUCACCAUCCCCAUCAGUCAAUCCGGUUCUUCCACCCAGAAAUGACAGUACUUUGUCUCCGGUUCAAAAUGCCACGGUGGAUGAGUCCUCGGUUCCUUCAUUACGAACUCUACCAGAUGAUGAUAACAUCACCAACCCGUGUAAUCAAUUUUUUGAAAAGAGGGAAUCAAGUUUGGGUACCCCUGUUCAGAGACUCUCGCAAUCUUCCUUUGGUGGCACGAAUGACAGGACUAGGUUCUUUGGCCGAAGCCACUGGGCUUUGACUCUUGAUAUGUUCCCGGACCUGACAGCUCACUUGCAGCAAUAUCAAGUCAAAAAGGAGGACAUUUCAUCAGAGUUUCGGGAAUAUUUAUCAACAAGACGAAUGAAGCAAGCCAUGAGGCGAGACGAAAUAUUUCACACCCAGAUCGACCAAUCCUUACAACCAACCAAGUUAGAGGAUAUGAUACCUGCGCGGGGCAUUACUGAUCAUUUGGUCAACUUGUACUUUUCUUCCUUCGAAGGCACAUUUCGUGUACUGCAUGUUCCUCAUUUUCUGGCAGAGCUUGACGAGUAUUGGAGAUGUGGUGGGAAGCAUCCUGGUGAUGCUUUUUCUAGUGAAGUGUUUUCGGCGAAGCUUCUGGCAUUGAUGUCAUCCGCAAGCUGCUUCUAUGGGGAGUUAGCUGCUGUCUCGGAGAUGAGCCACCGUUCUUUGAAUCAAAAGGCCAAGAGUUGGAUCCAGGCUGUCGUGCUGUGGAUCAAAUCUAUGACCAGCUACAAUCGACUCCGCCUAGACAUCAUCCAAACAAAGUGCCUGUUGCUGCUUGCUCGACAUUCUAUUGGCUAUGAAGGAGACCUUGCUUGGUUGUCAACAGGAUCUUUGCUACGUGAUGCUGUUACGAUGGGGCUUCAUCGGGACCCUUCGAACUUUCCGGGGGUUUCUCAUUACUGGGCAGAAAUACGCAAAAGACUUUGGUUGACUGUUGUUGAACUUGAACUCCAAGCAGCGCUUUCCAAUGGAACGCCUUUGGCAAUUUCGGAAGAUGAGUUUGAUUGUUGCUUGCCAUCCAAUGUCGAUGAUGAGUGUGUGACGACGAGUUUGUCUUCCAGCCCUCAAUCACAGCCACUCACUGUUUUUACGAGGACCUCUUUCCAGAUAAUUCUUGCCCAAAGUCUAUCCACCCGGUUUCAAAUUGCAAAGGUCGUCAAUCGUGUGCGAUUUACUUUGGAUUAUAAGGAGAUGCUUGAUCUCAGUGAAUCACUCACUAUGGCACUUUCCAACAAUAUGCCGACGUCCCAGAACAGCGGCCUUGAGCAAAACCCAACGCAAGAAUUUAAGUGGUCCUUCCAACAAUCGCUUUCAAGUUUCCUCGUCUACCGCUCACUCCUCGCUCUUCACAGACCAUUCUUUCUUGAUCUCGAAGAGAAGCGAAAUGACAUGUACUUGUAUUCACGAAAGAUAUGCGUUGAAGCCAGUAUGGCUUUGUUGGAUCCACUGAAGUCAUUUCUCGAGGAUCUCGAUGCUGGCCCUGCUCAUUGGAGUCAUUCUUUUAAACCUUCUCUACCUUUCCUUAAAGGUGGGAUGUUUCGAGACGACAUAUUCCACGCCGCUGUAACAAUUUGCUUCGAGCUUCGCCUACAGGCCCAAGAUAAAUCAUUACGUUCCUUGGCAGGCAGUGCCCCGGGGCUACUGGAACAGAUCACACUUCACCAACGCGUCGCUCUCAUCAAAACGGUGGAAAAGGCCAUCAAGUACUUUGAGCUAAAGGUCCGGACGGAAAAGCAGGCUUGCAAGGCGUUUAUGUUCCUUCACAUGGUUUUUACCUCUGCCAAGAACCAGUUGUUGUUGACCAACCGCCAUUUGUUACCCGGCGAUGAACAUCUCGAAAUCAUAUCCCUGGAAGAUGCUUGUCCGACAGCCUCUCGUCUCUGUCGAGAGCUAUUGAUGGCUGAUGGUAGUGAUCUCUCUUUUCAUGGCUCAUCUACUUUAACUGUACGCUUUGAAUCAUGCAACUCUUGA
Messenger RNA from Penicillium samsonianum, 2025 nucleotides. Its product is annotated as fungal specific transcription factor domain-containing protein. The record is from RefSeq and is a predicted model, not a curated record. Gene Ontology annotation, cellular component: nucleus. Bases 1 to 2025 code for a protein of 674 amino acids. Gene Ontology annotation, molecular function: zinc ion binding; DNA-binding transcription activator activity, RNA polymerase II-specific; RNA polymerase II cis-regulatory region sequence-specific DNA binding. Lineage: Eukaryota; Fungi; Ascomycota; Eurotiomycetes; Eurotiales; Aspergillaceae. Gene Ontology annotation, biological process: regulation of transcription by RNA polymerase II; DNA-templated transcription. The transcript is spliced from 2 exons.